AUGUUUGAUAGUUCCGCAAAGAAUCUUCCGAAGGUUAUUACAUCGAAUCAAUCAUCUCAGCGCAAGCAAUGGGCAUGGCCUCUAUCGAUAUUCUUUGCCCUUGUCACCGCUCUCCUCCUCAUCUUGACCAUCGUAUUUGCUAUUCUCUACGGUACUGAAAGAAUUCGAGUUGAGAUUCAUUCCAACAGCACCGACGAGCUAUGUUUAACUCCAUACUGUAUCAGAGCAGCACACGAUUUUCUUGAACAUAUGGACGAAACGGUAAAUCCGUGUGAGGAUUUCUACGAAUUUGCUUGUGGAAAUUGGAAGAAAAAGGCGAGAAUACCUUCUGAUGCUGACUUCAAAGAUACAUUUGAGGAAAUGCAGAAACAAGUUGUUGAUGAUAUCAUUGAUCUUCUAUCAUCGCCGGUAUCGAAUAUAACUACAGAACCGACUUCGGUAGUCAAUGCUCGUCAAUUGUAUGCUUCAUGUAUUGAUGAGCAAUCGAUAGAAACAGACGGCGUUAGUGUCAUUCUAUCUUUCAUUGACACUGAACUCGGUGGCUGGCCGAUCUUACUUGGUUCUAACUGGGAUGCAUCAACAUUUGAUUUAUCUCGUUUACUAUUGAAACUUAAUCAAUACAAUACUUUUCUCUUCUUCGAUAUAGAUGUUGCUAUCGAUGAGCAAAAUUCUUCCAAUUAUUGUAUUUAUGUCAGUCAAAGCAGUCUUGGACUUGUUGAUCGAAGUUAUUACAUGAAUGAUACUCAAAUAAAUCAGGCUUAUCGAGAUUAUAUGAAAAAUCUAGCGUCGGCAUUAACAAAUGAGACAUCGAUGAUCGAGCAUGAUAUCAUCGAUAUGUACGAUUUUGAAAGAAAAAUUGCUGAGUAUUUCUGGACAACGGCACAGCAGUAUGCGGCAGAUUAUAAUCGCACAACUUAUGGUAACCUUUCAUCUCUAAUGAACACGUCGUUUGAUUGGACGGAUUAUUUACGACGUGCCUUCCUUCUGGGAAAUGUUAGUCUUGUCGACGAAGAUGUGAUCAUGGUCAACGAACUGGACGUUCUGCAAAACAUGUCACUUAUCAUCACUCAACAAUCAUCGCGAACGUUACAGAAUUAUCUCGUUUGGCGGUUUAUGAUGAAUCAAGUGAAUCAUAUGCCGAAACGAUUCCGAGCAAUCAAACAAGAAUUUACAAGAGAAUUUCAUGGGAUUCUGUCCGAACAGCCACGUUCCGUUCAAUGUACUCAAUUUCUUUCACGAAGCAUGGGUUUAGUCGUGUCAAGACUCUAUAUUACUAAGUAUUUCGAUAAAGAUUCUCGUAAAGAAGCACUUGAAAUGAUUGAUAACAUUCGAUAUACAUAUGGUCAAAUGAUGAAUCAAUCGACAUGGAUGGAUUCCUUGUCUAAAGGUCUAGCCAUGGAAAAACUUCAAGCACUCAAUCAACGCAUUGGUUAUCCGAAUGGUCUUGAUAGUAACAAUGUAACUGAUCUAGAAAAUAAAUAUGCUGAAUAUAUAUUUAACGAGACACAUAUGCACCAUGUUUUAAAAAUCUUGCGUUUAAAAGCAAGGAACAAUUUUCAAAGGUUACGAAAAUCAAUCGAUCGAAAUGCUUGGACUUUUAUACUGCCGAUUGAGGUUAAUGCAGCUUAUUCUCCGUCGCUGAACCACAUGACUUUUACGGCCGCUAUUCUUCAACCGCCUAUGUUUCACAAAGAUGCCCCAAAAUAUCUUAACUACGGCGGAAUUGGAAUGGUCAUAGGACAUGAACUUACUCAUGGGUUUGAUACUGAAGGCCGACAAUUCGAUAAAAAUGGUAAUAGAGUGCGUUGGUGGACUAAUAAGACCAUCGAUGCAUUUGAGGAGCAGAAGAAAUGCAUUGUCGAUCAAUACAAUAACUAUACAGUAACUCAAGUUGGCCUACAGGUCAACGGUGAGCAAACACAGGGCGAAAACAUUGCUGACAACGGUGGAAUCAAAGAAGCAUUCUAUGCAUAUCAAAGAUGGACGAGAGCCAAUCAACAUGUUGAUAAAAAGUUACCAGGUUUAUCGAAAUACUCAGCUGAACAAAUGCUCUUCGUUAAUUUUGCUCGUUUGUGGUGUUCAGUAUCAACAGAUCAAGCUGCGAAGAACCAAAUUCUAUCAGACGUACAUUCACCUGCUGAAUUCAGAAUACUCGGUCCGACAUCGAAUUUUGACGAAUUUGAUCGAGUAUUUGGGUGUCGGCCAGGUCAGCGAAAUCAUCGAGUGAAUAAAUGUCAAGUUUGGUAG
Molecule: messenger RNA, 2247 nt
Organism: Adineta ricciae
Lineage: Eukaryota; Metazoa; Rotifera; Eurotatoria; Adinetida; Adinetidae
Source: the annotation of a GenBank genome assembly